Molecule: messenger RNA, 1134 nt
Organism: Dibothriocephalus latus
Lineage: Eukaryota; Metazoa; Platyhelminthes; Cestoda; Diphyllobothriidea; Diphyllobothriidae
Source: the annotation of a GenBank genome assembly
ACCGAAUUAUUAUGCCCAGUGGAGUAUCACGUACCUUUAAAGGGAAUCAUCCAACACAUACACACCACUGCCAUUUCCACAUCCCAGCUACCACAAAAUACUGUGGGACGCGAAUCCGUCUUCCUGUUUAACUUCCUUGCGGCAGUUGUUGACGUUGGCAUCCCAAAGGCGGUUAUGCUCAACCGUCCACCAAAAAACACCAGGAGGGAUAUCGAUAGUCCGGGGACAACCUCAUUUUCUGAAGGUGACAAUAGGUCUUUCCAAAUCUUGACCCAAAAAUGCGAAGUAACACUAAUUGACGAAACCUGUUCUGACUUCCCAAUGAUUUUGUGGAAUGAAGAGCUGAUUGACUUUGCCCGCAAAUACUGGAAACCCAAGGUGAGAAAGGCCACUGUGUUAUCAGUCGUGGAUUGUCCCGUACGAUACGACACCUAUAGACGGGGCGUAGUGGCCGUACCAAAUGACAGGACAGGCAUCAUCACAAUGCCUUCGUGUGAAGAAGCUGUACGUUUGGGACAGUAUGCAAAGUAUUCGGACUGGACACCCAUUAUGGCCGGAAGUACGGAAAGUCAGCAGGCAUUUCAGCUUACACAGCCGUUUCCAGUUGCCGCUGGAAGGAUACCAGCAGAAGCCGUUGCCUGGGUAAAAGUUUUAUAUGCUACUGUUUCCGCAGCACUUAUUCACACGCAAGUACUUUACAACUUCUCCAAACUGAAGAUCCACAAUGCCCUCUACAUCUCAUUUCAGAUUGAGCAUAUACCUCUUUCUGGCAUACAUACAGUCCUUGCUAUCGAGGAUAUAAUUGCUGGGCGAAUAAACUCUGGCUUCGGAAUUGUAUUCGCAACCGUCACAAAGCUGCCGGUGGAUCUCGAUGACCCAACGCGUGCACUGCUCGUCUCAUGUUCUAACUGCCAGCGCAGAAUGCAGCCCUGUUGCGAGGGACAGCAAGAAGAAGAAGGCAUCGGGGCACAGACCACCUUGUUCAUUUGCGGCACACCCAACUGCCCAUUUAUGGGCCAACAAACUGAACCCCUCAGCACGAAUCGCGUUAUGGUUUGUUUGUUAUUUACCUGUACUGCUAAUAAUUGGAGUGCUUUAUGCGGCGAUGUUACUAUUCUGAUCCCUCGAAGUUGA